CAAAGUGUGAACACUAGAAACCCUAAUAAGCUUAACCCGGAAAGCCUCGGGUAUAAUAAAACCCUAAAAUCUCCCGUCGUUUCUGAGAGUGUUGGCAGAAUCCUGCGUUUGUGUUGCCGUGAAGAUGGUGAAGGGACGUCAAGGAGAGCGUGUCAGGCUUUACGUGAGGGGUACAAUCCUUGGAUACAAAAGAUCCAAAGUAAACCAGUACCCAAACACAUCUCUGGUCCAAAUUGAAGGAGUGAACACCAAGGAAGAGGUAGCUUGGUAUGCCGGUAAGAAAAUGACAUAUAUCUAUAAGGCCAAGGUGAAGAAGAAUGGAACCCAUUACCGCUGCAUAUGGGGCAAGGUUACAAGGCCACAUGGUAACAGUGGUAUUGUUCGUGCCAAAUUCAAGUCAAAUCUUCCCCCCAAAUCAAUGGGUUCCCGCGUAAGAGUAUUUAUGUACCCAAGCAACAUAUGAGAUUCAGGUGAUAAGGUCAGUAGAGUUGCGGGAUGACUUUUAGUAGCCUCAAGGAAUUUUGUUUAUUUUUAAAUUUUGUGAUACUAUUCUUCUGUUUAGACAGUUCUUUUAAUGGAAUGUUGUGUACUAGCAGUAUUGGCUUUUCAUGAAAUAUUACAGUCAGCACCAUGUGUGUGGACUUGGUUAUCA
This is a messenger RNA of Medicago truncatula (barrel medic), 652 nucleotides long. Its product is annotated as 60S ribosomal protein L35a-1. Lineage: Eukaryota; Viridiplantae; Streptophyta; Magnoliopsida; Fabales; Fabaceae. Gene Ontology annotation, molecular function: structural constituent of ribosome. Gene Ontology annotation, cellular component: ribosome. Gene Ontology annotation, biological process: translation. The transcript is spliced from 5 exons. The record is from RefSeq and is a predicted model, not a curated record. The coding region runs from base 125 to 463 and encodes 112 amino acids.